UACGUGCGUGGGGGAGGAGUGAAUUGCAACCAACUGUUCCCACAGUACAUCAGGAAUCUGGAAGCCACUGCUUAUGCCAUGAAUAUGCAGCAUGUGGACCUCAAAUACAACUCUAUAGCUUAUCCCGCGGCACAGUUUAUACAUCCUAAAUAGUCUACUUUAAUAUCUUGGGACUCUUAAUACUUUGGUUUUAUUAAGAUUUCAGGAACUUUCAGUCAUAACCACUAAAAUCUGCAACAACGCCAGCGUGUGUGGAGAUUGCGGAUUCGUGACCGUCAAAAGCAUAAAUGGAAACGAUUUACUAUUCAUUUCAAUAUAAAAUAAGCGGUGCAGUCAGUAAAACUGAGAGUUUUAACAGAAAAGGUUCACUGCCCUCCAUAACAAGGUUUACGUCCUAGACAAUGACGUCACCGAAACAAGCAAGCACAUCAGUGUACAAAAAAAUGGUUCCCAGUAGUUUGUAAACGGAACGUGAACUGUUUAUAACUUUAAAUUAGGAAAUGGAUUCAAGCAAAAUGCAGAAUAAGCUACUGCAAAUAAAUUGCUGAUAUCUCCAAAAUGGAGGCACAGAAAGAGUCUGCACGGAGACUGCGCUCAGUAUGCAGGAUACAUUAUGAUGAAAAUGAAGACUUUUCAGAUUUAGAAGAAAUGACUUGUAUUCGGAGUUUUAACUUGGAAGAUAAACUCAGGAGUGGACUUUAUAACGGAAAUUAUGUGGCAUUCAUGGAGGGAAAAGAUUUUACAUACGAAUAUGUGCAAAAGGAGGCCCUGAAAGUUCCCCUGGUCUUCAGAAAGAAAGAUGGAUUAGGAAUCAAAAUGCCAGAUCCUGAUUUUGGUGUUGGAGAUGUAAAGCUUCUAGUAGGAAGUCGAAGAGUUGUGGAUGUCAUGGAUGUUGACACACAAAAAGGCACAGAUAUGAGCAUGAUGCAGUUUGUGAAAUAUUAUGAGAGUCCAGAAAAUGAACGAGACAAGCUAUAUAAUGUCAUAAGCCUGGAAUUCAGUCACACUAAACUGGAAAAUAUGGUGAAGCGGCCAACUGUGAUAGAUUUGCUGGACUGGGUGGACAACAUGUGGCCAGAUUAUCUGAAAGAGAAGCAGGUUGAUGGAACCAACAACAUUUCAGAAAUGAAGUACCCAAAGGUUCAAAAGUAUUGCUUGAUGAGUGUAAAGGGCUGCUAUACAGACUUUCACAUUGAUUUUGGUGGUACAUCAGUGUGGUAUCAUGUCUUCCGAGGAGGAAAGAUAUUUUGGCUGAUUCCACCUACCCUGCAUAAUUUACAGAUUUAUGAAGAAUGGGUGGCGUCUGGAAAGCAAAGUGAUGUGUUCCUUGGUGACACAGUACAGGAAUGCCAGAAAAUUGAAUUGAAACAAGGUUACACAUUUGUUAUUCCAUCAGGAUGGAUCCAUGCAGUGUACACAACAGUAGACUCUUUAGUGUUUGGCGGCAACAUCUUGCAUAGUUUUAACAUUCCCAUGCAGCUCCAAGUAUAUGACAUUGAAGACAGAACCAAGGUGCAGUCCAAGUUCCGUUAUCCUUUCUACUAUGAAAUGUGCUGGUAUGUUCUUGAAAGAUACGUCUGUUGUUUAACAAAGAGAUGUCAUCUCAUCAAACAUUUACAGAAAGAUUCAUCUUUGCAGACUGAUGCAUCUAGGAAGUCCAGUACAGAGAGUUUCUCAUCUGAUUCUCGAUUAGACAUGGAUGAAGAAUCCUGUGAUGCUAAUUUUCGGGAGGAAAAAGAUGAGAACCAGGAAACAAAUGUGAAAAGUAGUGCGGAUGGGUCCUGUUCUCCUAUUAGUUCACAUGCAGAAGGGAAGGAAGCUGCAGCCAAAAGGCAAAAAACAUCUACAGUGAAAUGUUUAAAAAGAACUCUGUCCAGUGAGUCUGAUGAUAGUGCCAAAUCAAAUACAUUAACAGAUUUCCCCAAAACACCAACAGGGUCUCCAGCAACAGAAGUGCCUACCAAAUGGAUUCACCUUACAGAGUUUGAACUGACAGGGUUAAAAGCACUUGUAGAAAAACUUGAAUCUUUGCCAGAGAAUAAAAAUUGUGUACCAGAAGGCAUAGAGGAUCCCCAGGUCUUGUUGGAGGAUAUGAAGUCAGUGCUGAAGGAACAUGAGAACGAUGAUCAAAAUUUAGCCAUUUCAGGAGUCCCUGUGGUCAACUGGCCAAGGAAGGUUGUGAAGCAAAGGGCAGCAGGAAAAGUGAAAGGAAAACCAGGGACUCCUACAUCAGUGAAAUUAGUGAGUAGCCGCACAACUGCUGGAGCACGUAGAAGGAGAACACGAUGUCGCAAAUGCGAAGCUUGCCUUCGGACAGAAUGCGGGGAGUGCCACUUCUGCAAGGACAUGAAGAAGUUUGGUGGCCCUGGAAGGAUGAAGCAGUCAUGCAUCAUGAGACAGUGUAUUGCUCCUGUAUUGCCUCAUACUGCUAUCUGCCUGGAAUGUGGAGAGGCUGGUAAAGAGGACACUAUUGAGGCAGAUGAUGACAAGUUUAACGUAAUGUUAAUGGAGUGCUCCAUUUGUAAUGAAAUCGUACACCCUGGUUGCCUUAAGGUGAAGGAGGCAGAUGGUGUGGUAAACGAUGAGCUUCCAAACUGCUGGGAAUGUCCAAAGUGCAGUCAUGCAGGAAAAACUGGGAAAGCCUACAAGCAAAAGAGGGGACCUGGAUUUAAGUACGCAUCUAACUUACCAGGAUCAUUGCUCAAGGAGCAGAAGAUGAACAGAGAAAACAAGGAAGUUCCAGAGCCUGUCAAGAAGAAAAGUGAACAAGAAGAAGAUCUCAAACAGAAAACCGAUGAACUUUCCAAAAAACGAGUGGUGGAUUCUUUUCUUGAAAAACAGUCUGAUGAUAUUCAUUUGAGAAAAAAACGGAAAUUAUUUGAAAAGCCACAGGAUCCAAGUUUACGAAAACGGGCAAAACUGAUUAAAGAAGAGAAGCUGUUCAGGAAGAAGAAACGGUCUUGGAAAACCUCUGAAGAUCGCCCGAGUUUACCAAAAUUAAUUCAUUUUAAGCAGGAACCAGAAGACGAACUUCCUGAAACCCCUCCAAAACCGAAGGAGAGUGACCAGUCAAGGUCCAGUUCUCCAAAAGCAGGCCCAAGCACCGAAAACACAGAUUCCAAGGAAAAGAGGAAAUUGAAAAUGAAACUGAAACAGCGACUUCCACACAAAGAACUAAGCAAAGAGCUUAGCAAGGAACUUAAUCAGGAGAUGCAAAAAAUUGAAAACAGCCUCGCAAAUGAAAAUCACCAACCUAUUAAAUCUGAGCCAGAGAGUGAGAAUGAGGAGCCAAAACGAACAAUAAACAGUAGUGAGAAACUACACAGGUUUAGCAAAGGACUAAAUGGGUCCCCCUGGGAACUGAGGCAUCACCUAUUGCCUAACCUUCGAAACAGCCCUAGAGGUAUUUCACGACCCCCACCUUCUGUGUCACCUCCAAAAUGUGUUCAGAUGGAACGCCAUGUAAUUAGACCUCCACCUAUAAGCCCGCCCCCAGACUCUCUGCCAUUGGUUGAUGACAAAAUCCACAUAAUGCAAAGGGAAGUGUGGAUGGCUGUAUUUAGCUACCUCAGUCACAAAGAUUUGUGUUUAUGUAUGAGAGUCUGCAAAACAUGGAACAGAUGGUGCUGUGAUAAAAGAUUAUGGACCAAAAUUAAUUUAAACCAUUGUAAAUCAAUCACCCCUCUUAUGCUCAGUGGCAUUAUUAGGAGGCAACCUGUAACCCUUGACCUUGGCUGGACAAAUAUGUCCAAGAAACAACUAAGCUGGCUUACUAACAGGCUACCAGGUCUUAGGAAUCUUGUAUUAGCAGGGUGUUCUUGGGUAGCAGUCUCGGCACUUUGUAGCUCUAACUGCCCUUUACUUCAUACCCUAGACCUUCAGUGGGUUGAAGGUUUGAAAGAUGCACAGAUGAGAGAUCUGCUUUCACCUCCCACAGAUAAUAGACCAGGUCAGCUAGACAACAGAAGCAAACUACGUAACUUGGUAGAAUUACAUCUUUCUGGGCUGGAUGUCACAGAUGUUUCACUCCGGUUAAUAAUUCGGUACAUGCCCCAGCUGAAGAAACUGAAUCUUAGUUACUGUAAUCAUUUAACAGACCAGUCUAUUAAUUUGCUGACAGCAGCUGGAACCACUACAAGAGAUUCCCUAAUAGAAAUUAGUUUGUCAGACUGCAAUAAGAUUACUGACCAGUGCCUCACCUACUUCAAACGCUGUGGAAACAUCUGCAGAAUAGAUUUGCGCUACUGCAAGCAGGUGACCAAAGAAGGUUGUGAGCGGUUCAUAGCAGAGAUGUCUGUGAGUGUUCAGUUUGGACAGAUAGAAGAAAAGCUUCUGCAAAAACUGAGUUAGUCCAGAACAAUAAUGCAAAUUUGGGAAGAUGAACCCGAAGAUGUAAAGAAGAUUUUUUUUCAGAAACUCUUAUAUAAGAAAGAAUGCUGGGAAAUGCCACUCUUGACUUCUUAUAUUGUAUAGAUAAUUACAUUUUUGGAAGAAUUCACCAGUCGUAAUCUUCAGAACAACUUGUGCUACCUGUUUGAAACCUUCCUAGUUUACUCUUCCUGCCCUGAGGUUAAAAUUGCUGUAAGCUAAGGCUUACAGAAUUUUACCAAAAUGACAGUUGAAAGAAGAAUAAUGGGAUUUCAUAUAGCUGCAUCAGAUAAGCACAUGUGCUUGACACAUCCAUGUUUAAUUACAAUUCAGAUUCUAAAGUUUCUUAAUCCUAAAUGCUGACUCAGAAGUGGACCAUGCACUGCAUUUCUGCCUUGUUAUAGAUAUGUUUCUUUUAUUAUAAUAUGGACUUCUUGCAUUAUGCAAAAAUAUUUUUAAAAAAAAUUGUUU
Protopterus annectens (West African lungfish) is the source of this 4839-nucleotide messenger RNA. It is a transcript of the gene KDM2B, whose product is annotated as lysine demethylase 2B. Gene Ontology annotation, biological process: regulation of transcription by RNA polymerase II; protein demethylation. The record is from RefSeq and is a predicted model, not a curated record. The transcript is spliced from 22 exons. Gene Ontology annotation, molecular function: protein binding; DNA binding; histone demethylase activity. Bases 559 to 4350 code for a protein of 1263 amino acids. Lineage: Eukaryota; Metazoa; Chordata; Ceratodontiformes; Protopteridae.